AUGAGUAUCAAUCAGAUUGAGCUUCUGAAUGGCUCAAACUUUAAGAAAUGGAAAGGAGACAUAGAAUUGAAUCUGGGGAUAUUGGAUUAUGACCACGUUUUGAAGGAAAAUCCACCAGCAGCAUUAACUGAGAGUUCUAGCAGAGAGGCAAGGGAGAAACAUGACAAAUGGUACAAGCAUAACAAGAUGGCAUUGAUCAUGAUCAAGAAAAGCAUGCAUGAGAAUGUGAAGGGCAGUAUACCUGAUUCAGAAUUGGCCAAGGAGUUCUUUAAUUCCAUUGCAGAAAAGUUUAAAAUUUCUGAUAAGGCUGAAGUGCAGAAUUUGGUGAGGUCUCUUGCAAGGAUGAAAUACAAUGGCAAGACUAGUGUGAGAGAGUACAUUAUGAAAGGUUCUGAUAUUGCUGCAAGGCUAAGAGCACUGAAUAUGGCAAUUGAUGAUUCAUUUCUUGUGUACAUGAUUCUGGACUCACUCCCAAAUGAAUAUUCUCAACUCAAAACCUUGUACAAGACUCAGAAGGAAAAAUGGAGUAUCAAUUAG
Rosa rugosa (rugosa rose) is the source of this 537-nucleotide messenger RNA. RefSeq lists its product as uncharacterized. NCBI's taxonomy places the organism in Eukaryota, Viridiplantae, Streptophyta, Magnoliopsida, Rosales, Rosaceae. The transcript has a single exon. The record is from RefSeq and is a predicted model, not a curated record. Bases 1 to 537 code for a protein of 178 amino acids.